AUGCGCCGGACGCCUCGCUGGCUUUUCUUUCUGCAGGUGCUUCGUGCUUCCAGCCAACAGUUCAGUCUGACAGUGUCCGGGCGCGUGAUUGCGGGUGGAACCGGCGGAAGUACUUGCACGACUUCGGGGAGCACCGCUGACCAUCUCGGUGAGCCAGUCGAUGUUGCCAGCGGCCCAGGUGGCGACAUCUAUGUCCUUGACAAGGCGUGCUCUCGAGUCACGUUGGCCAGCGUGACAGGUGGAACCUCAGGCGGUGGCGUGGUUGUUGCUGGCGGUUCCCAGGGCUCUUUCCUUUCGAAUCUGUUCUUUCCGGAGGCACUGGCGUUCGAUGACGCGUCCGGGCAGCUGUACAUUGCCGACACCCAGAAUCACCGGGUGCUUCGCUGGAUUCCCAGCGGUUCUUCUGGAACGGCCGUGGUCGAUGGUGGCCCGGGCACAGAUGCAGGAAAGCUGAACUUUCCCUCUGGAGUGACCCUGGCGAACGGUGGGUGGCCAAGCAGGGCUUGA
Molecule: messenger RNA, 507 nt
Organism: Symbiodinium sp. CCMP2592
Lineage: Eukaryota; Dinophyceae; Suessiales; Symbiodiniaceae
Source: the annotation of a GenBank genome assembly